CAUUAACGUAUCUCAGACAACAGAGAGCACGAAACGACAACCUUGUCUCGCUGCAUGUUUGGUACCAACCCCCCAGCGAUGUUGUUGCCAAAGAGAUCACUUCCUGUAGUUUGUUGGAGAAAGAAGAAGCACACCUUGGAACUACACCAUGGACGACAAACACAUGUACGACAAUGGCGGCUGUUGUCGGCAUGAGAACCUUUCAGAGGAGCUUUGGAUGCAGAUUCUGAGUUACGUUCCGGUCCUCGAAAUUCUACAAUCUUGUUGUCGGGUGUCCAAGUCGUUCCAUCGAUUGGUGAUCCCCCAGUCGUACUGGUUGUUCCACGCCGAGGCAUUGCUGCAAGACACUCGUCGACGACAUGGCAAUGGCGAUGAUUGGAGUUGGUUGGAACGCAUUCACCUCAAUGAUCACCAAUUGCAACGGUUGUGUAUCUUGUUGAGUGGCGCUGCUCCCACCCACGAUACCAUGGACGACAAUGACGACAAUGACGACGACAAUAACAACAAUCUUCCAGCAGGCCUUUACUAUGGCAGUCGUCUGAUGAACCGAUCGGGAGCCGAAGCUAUUCGACAGCGAAAUUACGCCAGCAACAACAACAAUAUUCAAGACGGAACGGCAUUUGAAAUUCAUCGUCGUCGCGUCUGUUUGGCAAGCUCCACCGAUAAUCCCAGCGAAUUACUGGAAAACGUAUUGAGUGGCCUUGGUAACAACCACGGUGAAUUUCUACAAAAUUUGGCUCUUUUUGGAUUACGACAACGUGGAUAUCAAAAGUGGUGGUCAUCCAAGCCCUCGCGGGUUCAAGACAGUACCGACACACUUUUGUUUACCACCGAUUGCCCAUUGGCCGUCUUGUCCCAUUUGAAAUGGCGUCCAUUGCUCGAUCCAUUUACACGACGACAAACGUAUACGUGGCACUAUGCCCUGGUCAAAGCCUAUCGAUUGCCUCUGCAUAAAUUAGAUCCGGAACCCACGGCGGAAGGAGCGGGCUUUCCGUGCACCGUGGAUGCACUACCAAAUGGGUAUCGUCACCAAAGAACUCGUCCUGGUUUGGUCAGUGACGAGAACAAUCAAUCCACACGCCAAGAAGGAACCGCUCUGAAAAUGGUCCUGGAAGGAGAGACACCCGUCUUUGAAUCACCACGGCUGCCCUACACGCUGCUCCAACAGCCGCGACAGAAUCGAACUCUGCAACGCAACAUUCCGUGGCAACAUUUGGUCUUUCCCCCGUCGUUGAUUGCCAAUGUGGUCACCGUCACGUUAGUCGGAAAGAACAGUCGCCAAUUCUCUCAUUCCGGGUUUUAUGCCUGCGUCGAACAGGUGAGACUGGAAGGGAUUCCUCUCUUAAAGACACCGCAGGAGGCUGCCCGCAUGGGUGACAUGAUGAAUGAUGAUGGCCAACCGCAGCAGCAGCAACCAGCACGGGAUGAGAACAUCUACUUGAACGACCUUAUAGACGAAGUGAUCAACGAACGGCGGAUCAACGAACAGCAAAAUGCGUGAGCAGGACUAUCCACGUUAUUGAAAUCACUGCCGGUAUUGCCUGUUGUCAGCUAUUAAAACAGUGUUGCUUCAUUUGACGCACGAGCUAGAGCAGCUGUGGCCUGCAAUUCUAGAAUGAAUAGAAAAAAAAUACGAAUGCUUGCUUGCUCCGAGAGCAUAAUAACAUCAAUGAAUGGUGAUAUUGUGCCACCUAAUCAUAUGUAGAGGACCAUUCGACCGCGUCGAAAUUACCUAGAUCUCCUUGAUGCGCAAAAAGCGCACAGAGCCAUUGUGUCUGGAGGACACCGCAUGGAUGUGUCCUUUCUCAGCUUUGUUGUUUAUAUUAACAAGAGCUUUUGUGGGUCCUCCAUUGACAGAUCCAUCCACCUCCACAAUAUGGUUUUUAACAUUCAAUGUCAACGUGACUUGUGAGCCUGCUUCAAAUGUAGGAAUAUCACCUCGAAUUUUUUUACCACAACACUCCACAAGCCCCUCUGCACAAUACGACACUCCCGGACAUUGCGCAUCAUCAGAGCAACAUUUGCUUCCGAGCUGUCCUGGAACCGCCAUCCCAAGCCAGACAUUGUCAGCAUCCUUCAAAAUUUCAAUGGUCCAUUCAACUUUCUUCCCUAUUUUGAUGGGAGGAUACUUCAACAGGUCAGUCUUCAUAUCCCCAAUAGCUGAAAUUGCUGUUCCUGAACUGGUCCAGACCGGUGUUGAUGCUAUGGCUGUUCGUGCAAGCCUGCCAUACUUUUCCUUGGCACGAAGUGCUUGGAUCUGAAAUGAAUUGUAUACUUGCUGGGUUCCGGCAAGACCAGAUGGUAACACAGUUGAGGUCAAAAAGUCUGGGUCAAGUUCAUCCAGGCAGAUGUGUUUUUGUACUAGCGUUUUGGCGUGUUUCUCUUUCUCUUCAUCUGGCCCGGCCCAACACUGCAGGAUUUCAAAUAGAAGGUGCUGGUCCCGGUUUGUCUUGGGUGUCAUCUUUGACAAUUUCUUCCAGUUUAGUUUCAUUGAUGGCUGCCACCCAAUUUUUGUCUUCUUUAAUGCAUUCUCGAUUAGUUCGAACAAUGUCGAGGGCAAGGCUCAUGACUUCCUCCUCUAGGAUGGUGGAUUCCUGACAGGUCUCCAGGACUAUGAACGAUAGUGCGGGCAUCUCGUUCAGUGCAUGAACGAUGGCGUUUAAGGCUUUCUUAUAUGUUAUGUGCACUUGUCGUUGUGUAUCAUUUCCAAGAUUCCAAGAUGCAGAUUCCUAAGAAUCAGCAUUUUCAUUGCUGAUUCUUAAAGAGUAUGAUUCAUAUGCCCUCUGGGUCGUCUCCGUUUCCAGU
Molecule: messenger RNA, 2805 nt
Organism: Seminavis robusta
Lineage: Eukaryota; Bacillariophyta; Bacillariophyceae; Naviculales; Naviculaceae
Source: the annotation of a GenBank genome assembly